Opisthocomus hoazin is the source of this 1038-nucleotide messenger RNA. The record is from RefSeq and is a predicted model, not a curated record. NCBI's taxonomy places the organism in Eukaryota, Metazoa, Chordata, Aves, Opisthocomiformes, Opisthocomidae.
UGCCAGCCCGUCCUCAUCAACAGCAGCGGCUUGUACCAGGAGCUGGAGUCGGACGGCAGCACGAUGGAGGAGUAUUCCCAGGAGGAUUGGGGCAACCACAGUCAGGAUCUGCAUUGCUACCAGACCGGCGAGCAGGAAUUGGAUGAAAUGCCUCCCACGAAAAGGACCCUGAAGAUAAAACAGGAGUCUUCGGAAGACACGCAGAAGCGCGACGUGAUGCAGAACAUCAUGCAGAUCCUGGAGUCGGUCCAGCUGAAGUGGGAGCUGUUCCAGAGCUGGACGGACUUCUCCAGGCUCCACCUUUCGAACAAGCUGGCCAUCUUCGGCAUCGGGUACAACACCCGCUGGAAGGAGGACAUCCGUUACCACUACGCGGAGAUCAGCUCGCAGGUGCCCCUCGGCAAGCGGCUGCGGGAAUACUUCAACUCGGAGAAACCCGAGGGCCGGGUCAUCAUGACGCGGGUGCAGAAAAUGAACUGGAAGAACGUUUAUUACAAAUUCCUGGAGAUCACCAUCAGCGAGGCCCGGUGCCUGGAGCUGCACAUGGAGAUCGACUGGAUACCCAUCGCCCACUCCAAGCCCACCGGAGGGAACGUCGUCCAGUAUUUAUUGCCGGGAGGGAUCCCCAAAAGCCCCGGCUUGUAGUGCCACGAGAACCCCCCCUCGCCCCUGGCCGAGCGCAGGGCGCCCGAUCCCGGCAGCGAGACGCCAGGCGAGCUGGAGGUGCCCUCGCCGCAGGCCUCCCUCCGGCUGGACGUGGAGUCCGCCCGGAUUAUCUACUGUUACCUCGGCAUUGCCGAGGUCCGGACUCUCCAGCAGUGCCUGUUUUUACACUUCCAGGCGAACACCAAAACCUUCAGCAAAGAUUGGGUGGGGAUCAACGCCUUUUUGUCUCAGAACUGCGUGAUAGAGCCCGGCGUCUCACCCAAAUCCAUCUACAUCAAAUUCGUGGAAGUGGAGAGGGAUUUUCUAUCCGCCGGCUCUCUGGUAGAGUGCCUGGAAAAAGCCAUCGGAUACCCCUUAAAAUUUAACAACUGA